UUUUUUCAACCCCGCAAAAGUCGACUUCGGAGGACGCAGAGAAAAAAGUUAGUUUAGUGUUUUUAGAAAGUGUCAGCCCUCCAAAUAGCCGACGGCGCGCGCUAGUUCGUGUCGUAAUCGGUUCAAGGACUGCCGUCACCGUCGCGGGGCAGCUUCCGGAUUGCGUGGAAAUUGUGUUUUUUAGAUUUUCCAGAGUCGUCAAAAGUUGCCAACAAUUUUCCUCUUCUCUUCUGUUUCCUCCCCGCCCGCCACCUUCCACGCUUGCUUGUUUUUUGUUGCUGAUCGUGGAGCCUGAUCAGAGUGAGCCAAGACGUCGUCGACCCACGGCGAGUUGCGGAGGAGGGCGAGGAGCAGUAGGCCUUGACGCGUUGCAAAAGCUAGAUUCCAUCACGACGACGACGACGGUUCCGGAGGUCAGACGGACAGCAGCAGGAUGCCUGCGUAUCGCAAUCCGACGCACAACUUCACGUACGUGAGUUCGUGCGUAAAGUACAUGAUCUUCCUGCUGAACUUUAUCUUCUGGCUGUUUGGCGGGCUGCUCAUCGGAAUCGGGUUCUACGCGUUCGUGGACAAAUGGCAAGCGACCGGUCUGAUCAAGCUGGAAACGUUCUACGACAUCGUGCUGAACAUCUCGCUCGUGAUGAUCAUCGCCGGUGGAAUCGUGUUUGUGGUUUCGUUUGCCGGAUGUUUGGGUGCCCUGCGGGAGAACACCUGCCUGCUCAAGUUCUACUCGCUGUGUCUGCUGAUGUUCUUCCUGUGCGAGAUGGCGGUCGCCAUCGUUGGGUUUGUGUUUCCGCACAAGAUGAACAUCGUGCUGGAGGAAUCGUUCACCGAUAAGAUCAUCACGACGUACCGCGACGAUCCGGAUCUGCAGAAUUUGAUCGACUUUGCGCAGCAGGAGUUCCACUGCUGCGGGCUGAGCAACGACGGCUACCUGGACUGGGGCAAGAACGAGUACUUCAACUGCACCUCGCCGAGCGUGGAGCGGUGCGGCGUGCCGUACAGUUGCUGCAUCAACGCGACGGACAUCUCGUCCGGGCUCGUGAACAUCAUGUGCGGCUACCACAUCCAGCAGCAGUCGGUGGCGGCGGCCAGCAAGAAGAUCUGGACGAGCGGUUGCAUCGAGAUUGUGCGCGUCUGGGCCGAACGGAACCUGUAUCUGAUUGCGGGGAUCGCCCUCGGGGCGGCGCUCAGCCAGCUGUUUGUGAUCUACCUGGCCAAGACGCUGGAGGGACAGAUCGACCUGCAGAAGAGCCGCUGGUCGUCGUGAGCGUACGUGGUGGGCGGCGGAUGGGGCGGUGGCGGCGGCGGACGGGCGGUUUAAAGCGACGGGGAAGGAGGUGAAGAAAUGCGCGGGUGUGUGAGCGCGCAGCGUCCGACCGCGGUUGAAUGGACUGAAAAAUACUACAAAAACCACUAGAUUCCACCUAUAAAUGUGUACUAGCCUCUCACGAGAAGAUUUGCUGGAUUAACGACGAAGGAGAAGCUGUGAAAGCAGACGGGAGAAGCUGUGUUCUCUUAAAAAAACAACAAGUAACAUUACAUACAUAUAUCUAGUGUUUACGUUCAAAUUCUAUCAACAUAGUAUUAGCAAACAACUAAACAACACUCACAGAGAACAAAACAGACAAACUUUUAAAAAAAUAUGCAAACUGUAAAAUGGCAUAUUGGACUCACAAAAAAAACACUUUACUCAAAUUCCAGACCGAUUGCAUUUUAAGUAACGUGUAUUCUAAGACUUUCGAAACACAAAACACACACUGCUAGGACUUACGAUUUCUGUUCCUUUCACUAGACAAACUAGACUGAAUUUUAAACGUUUUUUUUUUGUUGGUUCAACCCCGCAAGUGGGACAAUGUUUCAUCUCCUCUCAAAUGAUCAUUUUUUAUUAAACAAGUCGUACUAGCGAACGCGUUCUUCCCAAGUAUUAUAAUAAAAUUAAACGGAAAUAAAUGUCAUUCCCGCAGAAAAAACACCCCUGAAAAAUGCAAAUGUUUCUCGACCAUCCCGACUCAUAAUCUCAAUGUUUGAAAAUAACGAACAACUGAAUCCCAGACUUAGGUUUAUCCCGCUAGUGUUAGUAUUAAAAUCAAAAAAAAAAUGUGAAUAGGAUAAGAACGUGCGCAAUUUAAACUGCCAUGAAAAGACGCUGAGCAGAUGGUUUAGAUUUUUUAAAUUGAAUAUUUUUUGCCCUUUUCCCAAAUCCUUUACUCUACCCCUUUUUACGUUAAAUUUGCAGACCAAUUUAUAACAAUGAAAAAAAAAAAAAAGAAAAUGCCGAGCGCAAGUGCAGUUGAAAGUAACCCGUAAUCAAACAAGUGUAGUCAGCUAUGUCAUUAUUUGUAAACGCUCAAAGAUAGCAGUUAGCGACAGCAGGCUCGAGCAAAUGAAGCCGAAUAAGUUUAAAUGGAACGAAUAAAAAUAAA
This is a messenger RNA of Culex pipiens pallens (northern house mosquito), 2426 nucleotides long. Its product is annotated as tetraspanin-33-like. NCBI's taxonomy places the organism in Eukaryota, Metazoa, Arthropoda, Insecta, Diptera, Culicidae. Gene Ontology annotation, cellular component: membrane. Gene Ontology annotation, biological process: protein maturation; protein localization to plasma membrane. The transcript has 4 exons. The record is from RefSeq and is a predicted model, not a curated record. Bases 434 to 1270 code for a protein of 278 amino acids.